Molecule: messenger RNA, 3156 nt
Organism: Pseudomassariella vexata
Lineage: Eukaryota; Fungi; Ascomycota; Sordariomycetes; Amphisphaeriales; Pseudomassariaceae
Exons: 4
Coding region: 1-3156 (1051 amino acids)
Biological process (GO): telomere maintenance via telomere lengthening; regulation of DNA-templated transcription
Cellular component (GO): shelterin complex
Molecular function (GO): telomeric repeat DNA binding
Source: RefSeq, a predicted model, not a curated record
AUGUCUGCUGGUAUCGUAUAUCAAGGAAUUCCCGGAGGCAGCGGGGGUACCUUGUUCAAGGGCAAAAGGUUUUGGGUCGCUCAUCGCGUCCCGAAUAGAGCCACGGUGAUCCAAAACAUCGAGAACAAUGGAGGCGAGGUCGUCAAGCUGGAAAAAAAUGCAGAUCAUCUGAUUGCCGACCACGCAAGAACGGAUGUACCCCCCGGCUCCUACUCCUGGCAAUUCAUCCAAGAGUCUGUUGAGAAUGGACGCCUUCAAAAUAUUGAAGAUUACCAAAAUGUCCGACCAACUGCUGAACCAAGACCUGUGGGCUCCUCCCAGAUCCCGCAGAAGGGGACCAGGACUCCAUUCACCCCCGAGGAUGACCGGAUUUUGAUGGAAUGGGCAACGAGGCACGAAAAAGGGGGCAACGCCUUAUCCGGACAUGUCAUAUACAAGAAGCUAGCAGAAAAGUAUCCCCACCAUACCUAUCAGUCUUGGCGAGACCGCUGGGUGAAGAAAUUAUCACACGUACCACGAUCAAGUGUGCCGGAUGAUGAAGGUUCUCCGUCUGGGGGCGCACCCGCGGCGACGCCCGUUGCUGCACUUGGAUCAGCUCCAUCCCCGUCAGCGGGUCGCGCAACGCCCACUUCUUCCCAGCCAGGAACCCAAAAUUCACGCCCCUCGGGUGGGCCAAGCCCAGGCAGUGCUCGCGCUACCAGGGCUAAAUUCAGCGAGGAAGAAGAUCAGCUACUUAUUGAUUAUAUCAGGGAAUGUAAGGAAAAUGGGAAGCGUCUUUCGGGAAACACAAUCUACCAAGAAUUGGCCGAAGAUUUUCCUCAGCACACGGCGCACUCCUGGAGGGAUCGGUAUCUCAGACACUUGAAGCCUCGCGUGGAGCACGACGAAGAACCGCGGCUUGAGUUGUCCAGAGCCGAACAGCGGGCCGAGCAGUCUAGGAAAGCCGCCAAGACCAGAGUUUCUGCUCUACCAGCCAUUCAAGAAGCGUUCCAGCGAGCACCAGCUGGUUCUUCGCGAAUCAACACGGUUGGGCAUGUCCAGCCCGCUCCUAAGUUACAGGUGGUCAAUGUAGCAAAGGGGAGCUUCCAUGUCAAGCAGGCAACCUCAGUUGAGACGUCUUCGAAAGGUGCCCAUUUUACAAAUUCGGCACAGAAAGCGAUUGAGGACAAUGAGCUGGACACCGAUGGAGAAGAGGAUCCAGAUGAGCUCGAUUCAGAAGGCGGCAAAGGGACACUAGAUGGGCUAGAUGAAAAGGGCCAUAACGUGGCACUUGAUGAGUCAGAUCCCGAGGUUGAAGAGGGGGCACCAGAUGGACCAGAUGCAGAGGGUGACAACGCGGCACUAUACGAACCAAAUGCAGAGGGCGACAACAUGGCGCUAGAUGAUUCAGACGCAGAGGCUGAAGAGGAUCCCUCGAUAGGAACAUAUCGUGCAAAACAACAACAACAACAGUCCAAUGCAACACCCAGAUCAAGGCCUUCACAGCAAAUUACUCACCCGGCAGCUAGUUCCACUUUCCAUACGGGAUACAACCCAAAUAAGGAGCAGUUCUACAAAGAUCUCCAGGUCUACUUAGCAAACGACACCCAGGCACGAUUGCAGAGUAUUUGGCCGACGGUACGAGGGCGUACAUUUGAAUUAUGGGAUCUGUGGCAGGCAGUCAUGUCUCAAAAGGUUGAUCCUGCAGAACGCGAUUGGCAACAAAUAUCGGAAUUGUUGUAUUACAAUUGGGUUCAGUACCCAACAGUGCCGGACGAGAUCCGGAAUUGCUACGAUGUACAUCUUUCCGGAUUUGAGGAAGCAUUGAUUGCCUUUGACGAGAACAGCGACGAAGAGGAAGAUGAAGAUGAAGAUGAGGACACGGUCGUGCAGGAGCCAGCCGCUAUCAAUGAACACGAAGAGGAGACUGCAAACAUGGCGUUGGCUUUCACCUCUUCCCCGCCAAAACAAGCAUCGUUAAAGCGCAGCUUCAAUGCUGUUGGGUCGUCUGAUCAUAUCCACGCCGAAACGCCCCGCAAACACUUUAAGUUCACCAGGAGUAGUGUCAUCCCGUCAACCCCCGAUGCAGUGAACGGAACAGCUCGCCUACGCCCUUCGCUUAGCGCAGCGGUAUCACCUGCAGAUUCAAGACACACGUCACUACCUCGAUCUUCGCGGUCAACUAAGAGCAACCGUAAGGGGAAGCAAGUUGCCACCGAAACAGACCGUGCAGAAGACAGCCGAGUAUUACAAUUGCCUAAUAACGUACAUACACGAAAGCCGGCACUUGAGCCAGAGACUCAAGAUUUCCGAUUCGAAGAGACACAAAAUGUUGAAUUCAACACACCAGUGGAAGAACAGUCGCAGACUGGCAUCACGCCCUCGCAGCAGCUUCGAUUAGAGUCUGAUGCUCAACCAUCAGAAUAUCAGCCUUCUCCUCAUGUGACUAGAACUCAACUAUCUCCUGGGCAGACCACUCCCACUCCCAAGAGAAAAGCCCAGCCGCCGUUUCUGCUGGAUGAGAACGAUGAAGAGAACGCAGUAACGCCAAAGCCUAGAUUUGGCAAAGGCCCCAACCCUGCGCUAUCAGUGACACAGUCCACAAAACCAAAGCGCCGCACUUUGCCAGCAUCGUUCUCCCCACGUUAUCAGACUAAGUUGGCACCGCUAACAGCGCAGACACAACUUGAGCACUCCUUUCCACCUAAUUCCACAGCUGAGAGCUCACGCGCGGAGCAGUCAGAUUCCAAACCAUGUCCAACUCAAACCCCGAAGCAAACAAGUGUUCGUCCACAUGAGAAUAUCACACCAGCGCCAUCUUCUUCGGUCCCAUCCAAGGGUGCUAAAUUCAUCGAUAUCGUGGAGUAUUACAUGUCUUUAGGCUAUCCGCAACACAUUGCACGUCGCAGCCUUGAUGCCACGUCGUGGAAUAGGGGCUUGGCUGGCGAGGUGAUGGAGAAUCUCAAGAAGGGAAAUGGGCUGCCAACGAACUGGGAGGGUGUAUGGACGGAACGCGACGACGAGAGCCUGAGAUUGAUCGACUCAGUUGAGCCCGCAAAAGAUCAGAAAGAGGCGAAGAAACGACAGAAGGAGACUAAGCGAUUACUUACCAAGCAUGGUGAAGCGCAUAUUGCAUUGAGGAGAAAAUGGUUGAAUACUGUAAUUGACGAGCCGUGA